CUCGAGCCUCCGGUAGCACCACACGCGGCUUGACUCUCCCCUCCGUGUCUCCCCUCGCCUCAACCCUCAAGUUCAUCACCUGACUCGUGCCUGUUGAGGGUGACUACGGCGGAUGAUAUACACCUUUAACAAAAACGCUGAACUACUUUAAUGGAAAACCCUCGUAGUUGGAUACACAAACUCUCACUAUUAUGUCCCACUCCUAACAUCAGACCAAAAGGCGACGCCAUGCUGGUCGCCUCGUGUUAUCCUUUCGACAUAAGUUUACUUUGAUGGAUCUGUAGUGCUGGUGCGUUAUUGUGGUGAUUGUUUGUUGUGUCGCUGCACCACGGGUAUUACUUGGACUGUGAUUCUAGGGUUUAAUAUAUGCAAGAUUGAGUGGAACCAGUUAUCAAGACACCACCAACGAGUGUUUGGGAGUGACUGUGAAGCGUCAGACUUUGGUGUGUGUGAAGAAGGUAGUAUUAACCAGUGAUAUUACGACUUAUAUCGUCCCAACCUGUCCGUCCAUCAACAGACACGACCAACGCUGUGACAAGAGGCUCUGGUUUGGUCAAGAUCCACUCGGCAGUAUUACUCAUAAGUGUUGACUAAAGUCUAUGUCUUUCAUAAGUUAAGGUUGAAGUGGCUUCAAGUUUUAAAAACAUUGAUCUCAAUUUUUGCAAAAAGUUCAACUAUUCCAAAGUUGUUUUGUGAAUUGUGCCUCAAGUACCCGACUGGCUGUUCUUAAUCAGAUGGACUUGAUUAGUAAGACAAUACUGAGCAUGGCUCCUAAAGAGGAAGAAGUUAUCGUAACAGAAUUUGACGGGACAACCGUUCUGUGCCGCGUAUGUGGCGAUAAGGCUUCUGGAUUCCACUAUGGUGUACACUCCUGCGAGGGCUGCAAGGGAUUCUUCCGGCGCAGCAUCCAGCAGAAGAUCCAGUAUCGCCCCUGCACCAAGAACCAACAGUGCUCCAUCCUCCGCAUCAACCGCAAUCGAUGCCAGUACUGCAGGCUUAAGAAGUGCAUUGCUGUCGGCAUGUCCAGAGAUGCUGUGCGCUUCGGGCGUGUGCCUAAGCGUGAGAAGGCCAAGAUCCUAGCGGCCAUGCAGAGCGUUAACGCCCGGUCUCAGGAGAAGUUGGUGCUGGCAGAGCUGGAGGAUGACACCCGCGUUACAGCAGCCAUCAUCCGCGCCCACAUGGAUACUUGUGGCUUCACCAGGGACAAGGUGGCGCCCAUGCUGCAGCAAGCCCGUACCAACCCAAGCUACACUCAGUGCCCGCCCACACUGGCUUGCCCACUGAAUCCCCGGCCAGUGCCCCUCCACGGCCAGCAGGAGCUCGUCCAAGACUUCAGCGAGCGCUUCUCCCCCGCCAUCCGUGGCGUCGUGGAGUUUGCCAAGCGUUUGCCUGGGUUCCAGCAACUGCCACAGGAGGAUCAGGUUACGCUGUUGAAAGCGGGAGUAUUCGAGGUACUUCUCGUGCGUUUGGCGGCCAUGUUCGACGCUCGUACCAACACCAUGUUGUGCCUCAAUGGUCAGCUGCUGCGUCGUGAGGCUCUCCAUACAUCAGUCAACGCUCGUUUCCUCAUGGACUCCAUGUUUGACUUCGCUGAGCGCGUCAACAGUCUCUGUUUAAGUGAUGCUGAACUUGCACUCUUCUGUGCCGUGGUUGUGUUAGCACCUGACCGCCCUGGGUUGCGUAACGCCGAGUUGGUGGAACGCGUCCAGAGGCGCCUUAUCAACUGCUUGCAGGCCGUGGUGUCUAAACACCACCCAGAAAACCCCAGCCUGCACCGAGAACUUCUCUCAAAAAUUCCUGAUUUACGCACACUCAACACACUUCACUCUGAGAAGCUGCUCAAGUACAAGAUGACAGAGCACACUGCAACCGGUGCUGGCCAUUGGGACGACACUCGGUCCUCAUGGAGCAUGGAACACGAGAGCAGUGUGGGCUCUCCGUCGUCCUCUUGCGCUGCUGACGAGGCCAUGCGCUCUCCAGUAUCAUGCUCCGAGUCCAUUUACUCUGGGGAAUCUGCCAGCUCAGGAGAGAGUAUAUGUGGCAGCGAAGUGUCCGGAUACACAGAGCUGCGCCCACCCUUCCCUCUUGUUCGUCGGCGUCAUGAUAAUUCAGAGGGUGCAUCGUCUGGCGACGAAGCCACCGAGUCCCCAUUAAAGUGUCCAUUCAGCAAGAGAAAAUCUGAUAGCCCAGAUGACUCUGGUAUUGAGAGCGGAACCGAUCGCAGUGACAAACUCUCCUCGCCAUCAGUGUGCUCGUCCCCACGGUCAUCAAUCGACGAGAAGAGUGAGGAGGAUCGUGAGGAAGAGAUGUCCGUUUUGCGCCGUGCUCUACAAGCCCCACCCAUCAUCAACACAGACCUGCUUAUGGAGGAAGCCUAUAAGCCCCACAAGAAGUUCCGUGCACUCCGUCGUGAAGAAGAACCCCACUCGUCCCAGCCCACACCUUCCCUCCUGGCUCAGACACUUGCUCAGCCACCACAGCACUCUUCCUCCCUGGCUGCCUCACACUCCACUCUAGCGUCAACCUUGGCGUCUACUUUGUGUGGCCCGAGCCUUGCUGCCUCGCACUCUACCCUGGCACGAACCCUUCUAGAGGGUUCUAAGAUUUCUGAAGAUGCGAUGCGCCGUGCUGAUAUCCUGCACUCCAUGAUAAUGCGUACUGAAGUCAGGGAAAGGUUGCCUUCUUCUGCCAGAGUUUCUCCCGCUCCAUAUUAUGUACCACAAAACGCAAUGGACCGCCUUCAGCCUCCAGUAUCAUCUUGGCCAUGCCCAUCUUCACGGAGCUGUAACAGCAGCAGCAGUGGCAGCCUCAGUCCUAUGCAGCCCACCGUAACAGCUCAGCCACGAGUGCAUCUCCUCACCACACCCACACCUUCGCGUUAUUACGAGCCAAGGAUGUCAGCGACACCAGUUGGACUCGGGGCGCAGCCUUCCACAUCCCCUGGUGUAUCAGCCCCAUCACCGUCUCAAGGUAUGGGUGCGCAUCAUUCGGGCCUGGGCGCUCAACCUCCGCAAAGGACGUCUUCGUCUCCUGUGGUCGAACUUCAAGUCGACAUUGCCGACUCUCAACCGCUCAACCUUUCCAAAAAGACGCCGCCACCAACCCCCCAGGAAUUUAUCUUGGAAGCGUAAUGCAUGGUUGGGCAGCGCUUACCCGAGUACAAAGCCACUGUGUGGCCCCGAUAUUCUCAUUCUCAGGCGGACAGAUGAAGGACAGCGCGAGCAGCAGCGGCGGCGGCAGAAGGGGAGAAAGGGAUGAGACGGAGACAAUUUUUUUGUUUAUUUGUGGGAGGAGGACGCAGCUGCCGCAGAGUGCGGGAGGGUCCUGGAGCACGUAGCGACGCGGGGUCGCGCGUAAGGCGCAGCACCGGUGAUGGUGUCAGGUUCGUAGCCGCCUGCUCCCGACCCGCCCGCACCAGCAGUCAUGUACAGGGGGUGGGCACCAGUCUAAACCCGCCCGAAACCCGGGCCACCCCAGGUGGCCCUCAUACUGGCGGCCCGCCCCGCACAGCUUGUGAGGGUGGCGAGGAUGUAAAGCCUUCCGCCCGGGCGAGAGCCUAGUGAUGUACCUAGUUCAGUAUUCAUCGCCUCAUGCAGUCUCACCACCGAGGACCAGAGUCAUCGUCAUCACUCAUCUUUCAUUACUCAUGGCUAGAUCUCGAUGUCAUUAUUAUUAUUUAGCCCAGUGUCUGGCGAACUGUUUGUUAUGUCAUUAUUAUUAUUAUUGUCAAUAUUAUUAUUGCCAUUACAUCAUGAUAGUUCUUAUUGUAAUCUUAUGAACAUAAGUUUGUCAUAACAAAUAGUUCCACCGUGUGCUUCUAUGUACAUUUUUGUAAUAUUUGGGAGUUCAAAUUUUGAGUCUUAAAAUAAAUGUGCAAAUAAAUAAAAA
This is a messenger RNA of Homarus americanus (American lobster), 3888 nucleotides long. RefSeq names its product nuclear hormone receptor E75-like (gene Eip75B). The transcript is spliced from 5 exons. Gene Ontology annotation, biological process: cell differentiation; positive regulation of transcription by RNA polymerase II; negative regulation of transcription by RNA polymerase II. NCBI's taxonomy places the organism in Eukaryota, Metazoa, Arthropoda, Malacostraca, Decapoda, Nephropidae. The coding region runs from base 735 to 3131 and encodes 798 amino acids. Gene Ontology annotation, molecular function: nuclear receptor activity; zinc ion binding; RNA polymerase II cis-regulatory region sequence-specific DNA binding. The record is from RefSeq and is a predicted model, not a curated record.